Molecule: messenger RNA, 731 nt
Organism: Salarias fasciatus (jewelled blenny)
Lineage: Eukaryota; Metazoa; Chordata; Actinopteri; Blenniiformes; Blenniidae
Product: oocyte zinc finger protein XlCOF22-like
Exons: 3
Biological process (GO): regulation of transcription by RNA polymerase II
Cellular component (GO): nucleus
Molecular function (GO): DNA-binding transcription factor activity, RNA polymerase II-specific
Source: RefSeq, a predicted model, not a curated record
UCCACAUGAGAACUCACACAGGUGAGAAGCCGUAUUCAUGUGGAACAUGUAAAAAAAGUUUCAGCAGACAUACUCAUUUGUUGGUCCACUUAAGAACUCACACAAAUGAGAAGCCGCAUUGUUGUGGAACUUGUGGGAAACAAUUUUCCAGUCAGAGUCUUUUGAUUCGCCAUGAUAAGACUCACACAGAUGAGAAGCCGUAUUGUUGUGAAACAUGUGGAAAAACUUUUAGGGACCAGUCUGGUUUAAGGUUACACAUGAGAACUCACACAGGUGAGAAGCCAUAUUGUUGUGAAACAUGUGGAAAGUGUUUCCUUCGUAGGGAAGGUUUGUUGGUCCACAUUCAAACUCACACAGCUGAGAAGCCGUAUUCUUGUGAAGCAUGUGGGAAAUGUUUCAGUCAUCACAGUGAUAAAGUGGUCCAUGUGAAAACUCACACAGGUGAGAAGCCAUAUUCCUGUGGAACGUGUAAGAAAGGUUUCAGCAGACAGAGUCAAUUGUUGUUCCACUUGAGAACUCACACAGGUGAGAAGCCGUAUUGUGGAACAUGUGGGAAAAAAUUUUCCACUCGAAGUCUUUUGAUACGACACAGUAAGACUCACACUGGUGAGAAGCCGUAUUCUUGCGAAGCAUGUGGGAAAUGUUUCAGUGAUCACAGUUCUAAAGUGGUCCAUAUGAGAAUUCACACAAGUGAGAAGCCACAUUCUUGUGAAACAUGUGGGAAAUGUUUC